This is a messenger RNA of Callorhinchus milii (elephant shark), 446 nucleotides long. Its product is annotated as T-complex protein 1 subunit alpha-like. The transcript is spliced from 4 exons. NCBI's taxonomy places the organism in Eukaryota, Metazoa, Chordata, Chondrichthyes, Chimaeriformes, Callorhinchidae. The record is from RefSeq and is a predicted model, not a curated record. Gene Ontology annotation, biological process: protein folding. Bases 57 to 446 code for a protein of 129 amino acids. Gene Ontology annotation, cellular component: chaperonin-containing T-complex. Gene Ontology annotation, molecular function: ATP hydrolysis activity; ATP-dependent protein folding chaperone; ATP binding.
ACGAGGGUGGAGCAGAUUACCCAGGCUGCCUCUCGCGGUACCGGCUCUGUUCAGCCAUGGCGUCCAUGGAAGGUGCUCUCAAUGUAUUCGGCCAGAGACACUCAGGGGAGUCGGUGCGGACACAAAACGUGAUGGCAGCAGCCUCCAUUGCAAACAUUGUGAAAAGCUCCUUGGGACCAGUUGGUUUGGAUAAGAUGUUGGUGGAUGAUAUUGGUGAUGUCACCAUUACAAAUGAUGGGGCAACUAUUCUGAAGCUGCUUGAGGUGGAGCAUCCUGCUGCCAAGGUCUUAUGUGAACUGGCUGAACUUCAGGACAGAGAAGUAGGAGAUGGUACCACUUCAGUUGUGAUCAUUGCUGCAGAAUUGCUGAAAGGUGCAGAUGAAUUAGCCAAACAGAAAAUCCACCCAACCUCAAUUAUUGGUGGUUAUCGUCUUGCCUGCAAGUGA